Messenger RNA from Lepisosteus oculatus (spotted gar), 3898 nucleotides. NCBI's taxonomy places the organism in Eukaryota, Metazoa, Chordata, Actinopteri, Semionotiformes, Lepisosteidae. The record is from RefSeq and is a predicted model, not a curated record.
AUGAUACCCCACGAGGCACUGGCGAGCAGGAAUGAGAACUGGAUCGCUUUCAAAACCGACCCAGCAGCCAUACCCGCCGAUGGCGCAGAGCUGCACGCCUUCAUGUCCGAUCCCCUCCCACCUUUUCAGCCGUUGAGCAGAAAGCAGUUGAGGAAUGCUCUAACAGCGGGGCCUUGUCCUCCCCCUGCCCAGGUGUGUGGCGCCUACCUGUCCACCGACUGGGAGGAGCGCAGGCGCGGAGGGGGCAAGCUGAGCUUCUUCGGCACCGGGGAGUGCUUCGUCUUCAGGCUGAAGCCAGAGAUGGAGAGGUACGAGUGGGUCGUGAUCCGUCACCCCGAGCUUGCAGCUGCCGCCCCACCCCAAAAUCCGGAGACCCCAGAGGACCCCAACACCCUCCCCGCCAAAGAAGGGAACUCUGAUCCCACCGACCGCCUCUCCCCCUUCCUCUCUGCACGCCACUUCAACCUCAACACCAGAAACACCUCCAUGUUCAUGGCUGGCAGUCAGGAGUCGAUAAUCAUUGGGGGGGGCGACGGCAACGCUCUCUACAUCGACGCCGACCUGAACCACGGGCGCACGGCCCGGUGCCACACCUUCGACAACCAGCCCCUGUGCGCGGAGGCCUUCCAGAUCGCCCUGUUGGAGGUCUGGGGCUUCCAGGACGCCAUGGCCUCCUAGCAAGACAGCAGGAGAGAGAGGGAGGCCCAGUACUCGCAGGCCAGGAACCAGCCCCACGACCUCAUAUCAAGGCCUGGACUGCAGUCUUCCAACCCGGGAUACCUGGGAAUUCAGGGUUUGUUAGGGCCCUCUGUUUACCGGUCACACUGUGCUCUCCUGUAUCCGGAGAGCAGUGUGUGGCAGUAGAUUUGAGAAGGUUGAUAAAUUCAGACACAGCACUACUGUUCUGAGACCUCUGAAGCAGAGCCCCAGAACUGCAGCGCAUCGAUAUCUUUGUCGGAGUCGUGCUCAGUGAUUGUUAACAUUUCAUUUGUGUUCGCGUUCGCCUCCGCUGUGUCUCAAGUUCACAGGAUGCCGAAUGGGCAGGCCCAAGGAGACUCCAGGUUUUAUCGGGCAUGCCUGUUCUUCAUUCCUGGUGAUUCUUCAGCUCAUGGGCGAGGCCCAAACAUUAGCACUUCUUACUAUGAAAAACAAAACCAUAAUCACUUGCCAUCGACAGAACACUCAGGGCUCAUGAACCACAUGGGCAGAAGUGAAUUGCAUACAGUGCAUAUCGUACCUGUUUUAAGAAGAAAGUUUAAUUUCAAUGACCAGCAGUUUUGUAACAGGACUUUAAGAUAAAAGUCAGUACAUAGUAUGCAAGGUUUCUGCUCUGGGUCAUUAUAUUAUUUUAUUUUAUUUCAAGCAUUAUCCUUUUUUUCUUUUGCUAUUGCCCUACAUAUCAGAUAUUGGGGCACCCUGUCAACACCCAACUCGAAAUCCUGCUGCGCACGGAUUUUUCUGAUUUAUUUUGUUUUGUGUAGUGCACUACUUUAUAACGCACGCCACAGCACGGUCAACUAGGAUUAAUGUCGCAUUAAGCGACCUGACAGAUUGUUGCACAUGAGGAGCUGGAGUGUGCUGGGCUGUAUUGGGCUUCUGAAGCAAAAUGUAUUGUGAAGCAGCACAUGAAAACUCUUAAAGCACAGGUUUCUGCAGCCACCUGCUGUCCUGCUCAACCAGUGUAAAUUUGUAUUAAAGGAAGAGAAGAGGGCUGAAAUGAGAUUAUUUUUAUCGUAGUUAGUUUUUGGAGUUGUAGGUUUUUCUUUCAUAAAUAUUCUCCAGGGUGAUAUGAUAAAUUUACAGUACAAGAUCUUUCUAAUUGACUCUGUUGGAUCCCGCUGUCUAGAUACAUGUAACUCUGUAGGCAAAUUUGAGUAUCAGUAUCAUCUCUGUUAAUCCCAAUUUGAAGCAGGCUGUUGGCUGCUGAUUUGCAGUGCACGUUCCCUUCGUGAUCCCAAACUGUUAUGAUUCAAUUGCAGCGGUGUGGUAAUAUCUGGAUCGCUAUACCACAACACUUAGAUGCUUAAUGUGCAAUCUGAAACCGUUUACUGCUCUUCUGCGUUCUUUUCUUCCUGUUCCGGCAGAGACGUUUUUGAAAGCCUGCAAAUGCAGACAUGGCUGAACUCUGACCAGCACAAAUUCCUCACACCACGUACUGUAUGGAUCAGCUGCUCUUAGAGCUUGUCUCAUAGUAAAACACUCUUUAUAAGGGUCUUUUCGUCUCAUCCAGAGGCUUAUUUAAAACACAGCACACUAUCUCUUCUUGAAAUUGCACUGCUGCAAGUUCAGUAUAGUGUAUGGAGUGCCCAUGCAGACUGUGCUGAGGUUAGGUAGUGACGCAGCCUGGUGUCUGUCUACAGACGAGUCAGCCUUUGUCUGAUGUAGCCUCUCUUAUUUCCUAUGCCUAGAUCAGAUAUCAGAUCAUCUCUACAUUUGUUGUUUUUUUUUUAAUCUUGAAGGUUAUCUUCUCGAUUCUCUUUCUUUUGACAUAUCGAAGCUUUCUGCAUUUAUUUUUUUUCUGAUUUAAGUAUGACCUGUUACCCCUAGUUUCUCCUAACUUUUCAAAGUGACUUCUUCAUGUUACGUUAUUCAUCUAAGAGAGCUUCAAAGGAAUACAGCCAAGAGCUUGGCCAUUACCGGUUCCGUAGACAUGGGCGUAUACAGUGAGGAUAUUUGCAAAGGCAAAUUUGCGACAAUUUAAAAGUUAACUUGGAGAUCGAGUUCUGAAGAGCCUGGUGAUUGGUCCAGGUGGUCGUAAUUGGAUAGGAUUGUUAUCUCAUAUUAAUGUUGUCAAGUUCCAGCACUUUGAAAAAUAAUGCCAUGUUUUGUUUUUUUUUUUAGUUGCAAUAAUUCUGUGGAGAGGGCCAGGUUAGUGAAAAAGUGAAGUGUGAAAAUUUGAGUCUCUUUGCGGAAGAGGUUGGAGGGGAGGGGACCUCGGUCUCUCUCUCACUCUGCUGUUGUUUUGUGAAUGAUUGUUGGUGUUUAUAGUAAGCAAGAGAAAUGGGGAACACAACACAAGGAAAAGGUGAAAAAAAUAGUAUUGAAUUGCACAAUUCCUGGGCGCAUUUCUUCACUGUAAACCCUGACUGAGUCUGUCGAAAGGCAGAGUAGCAGGGCAGCUGACACAAUGGGCACGCUUUUGAAACAAGGCUUAGAUUCUGGUAAAACAUACAGUAGUCGAAGCACUACAGUGCCUGGUUGUUGUUUCCCAGUAAGCGUUUUUUCCCUGAAUUUUGGCACUUAAAUUUCAGUUUUUGCAGUGCUGUCUUGAUUGCAGUGCUGUGGUGAAGCAUCCAAAAAUGGUUCUGUUCUUUGGCCAUACAAACCAUGUACUGAGGGAGAAAAUUAGGUGUGCUACUGGCCUUUCACUUCCUGAAUGGCAGUGAAGUCGGGGGCUGACUUGUAUUGAAUGAAAAAGCAUGGCCGACUUUAAGUGAUACUGCUGUCUUUAAGUGAUACUUUCAAAGUAAAGGAAUGCAUAGCAGUCAGUAGCAUCCUUGUGUAAAAGUGCUUAUCCAGUAUAGCCAAAAUUUCCUUGCAUUUGUUUAAUUUGGUGCUCAAUAAAACAUUUAAACCUGGAAGAACAGGUCUCCUAUCAGUAUUGUUGUGAAACCAUAUCUGUUUUAGUGCAUUACAAAGUCCAAUAACAUGUCUUCUUGUUUUUUUAUUAAGAGUUCAAUGCAUUGUGUUGUUGUAUCCUGAGUAGUUUUUGUGAAAUGUCUAUACCAGCAGAAGGAAUACCAUUCUGGUUCCUCCCAGCAGACGGGGUUACUGUGUGAUGUUCACUUUGUUGAAAAGUAAUCUUUUCAUUAUUUUUACAUCCGAGAUGUUCAGUGUUUGAAAGUAAAAUCUUUAUAUGUUGAAGUGUUAAUUCAUGAAUAAAGCAGUGUUAAGUGUC